UGUCACCUAAAUCAAAAACAUGAAUUUUUCAUAGAAUUCAAAAUCAUUUUAUAUUCAUUUAUUAUGAUAAAUUCUUUGUGCUAAAUAUUGUAGCAAUAUGGAUGUAAAUGAUCCAGAAUUUGACCCAUAUUGUGAUCCAGCUAAUCCACGCAAGAUCAAAUAUGAUGACGUAUUGGCGGCUUCGCGUCGGUGUGUCGGAUGUGUCGUAAGAACACCAUGUGUGAAAGGUCAUAUGUCUGAAACACUCGGGAUGGAGUUGUAUUUCAAACAAGAAUUCCUACAGUAUACGGGAAGUUUUAAGGAGCGUGGGGUGUGCAAUACGUUGUUGCUCCUCUCUGAAGAACAGAAAAGGAAUGGAGUAAUUACAGCUAGCACGGGGAACCAUGGGAUGGCAUUGAGCUACCACUCAGCCCGGCUCGGCAUACCGUGUGUGGUCGUGAUGCCGGUGCGCACACCGCUCACCAAGAUCUCUAAAUGUACGAGUUUCGGUGUGAAACCUUUGCUGCACGGUUUAUCUAUUGCUGACGCUAAACUGUACGCCAUGACGAUGAGUAAAGAGAAAAAAAUGGUAUAUGUCAACGGAUAUGAUCAUCCUAACGUGAUAGAAGGUCAAGGGACGACGGGUAUAGAAAUCAUGGAGCAAGUGCCAGAUGUGGACGCUAUAGUAAUCCCGGUUGGCGGCGGUAGCCUCAUCUCUGGUGUCGGAGUGUGUGCCAAGCACAUCAAGCCUAGCAUCGAAAUCUAUGGCGUAGAGACCGACAAAACAUGUAGUAUGGUUGAAUCCUUUCGUAAAAAUGAACGGGUGUUCUAUCCGAUAGACACAACCAUAGCUGAUGGACUGGGGGUGAAUAAAGUCGGAGUCAACACAUUUUUCACCUUAAAAGGAAUAGUCGAUAAAAUGGUUGUGGUUAAAGAGGACUGGGUGGCCCGGGCGGUGAUGCAUAUUGUGGAACAAGAAAGGUUCGUGGUGGAGGGCGCCGGGGCGACCGGGGCCGCCGCUUUAAUGGCUGGCCUCUUCCCCAACCUGAAAGGGAAGAAAGUGGUGUGCAUUCUGACCGGGGGCAACAUCGACACGACGAUCCUGGCACGAGCGCUGGAGCGGGGCAUGGCAGCGGAGGGGCGGCUGGUGAAGUUCAAGGUGACGGUGAGCGACCGGCCAGGUGGCAUGGCCGAGUUGUGCAGCCUCAUGGCCACCUGCGGCGUCACGCUACGCGACUGCAUCCCCGAGCGCGCCUGGGUCAAGGGAGACGUCUACAGCGUUGAGCUGAAAAUAAUAGCCGAAACACGGGGUUGGGAUCACACAAAAGAGCUGAUGGAACUCGUAAAGAAAUCGUACAAGGAUUGCUUCUUCCAAGAGAUCGGCGGAGGCUCAGAGAAACCCACCGUUCGCCGCGGCCCAUGCCUAGCGCCUAACCCUAUCUGUAUGCAGAAAUAGAACUAUAGACCCCACUUAUUAUAGAACACCUUACUUAUUA
Messenger RNA from Papilio machaon (common yellow swallowtail), 1475 nucleotides. RefSeq names its product L-threonine ammonia-lyase-like. The record is from RefSeq and is a predicted model, not a curated record. Gene Ontology annotation, molecular function: L-serine ammonia-lyase activity; threonine deaminase activity. The transcript has 9 exons. Bases 98 to 1435 code for a protein of 445 amino acids. NCBI's taxonomy places the organism in Eukaryota, Metazoa, Arthropoda, Insecta, Lepidoptera, Papilionidae. Gene Ontology annotation, biological process: L-threonine catabolic process; L-serine catabolic process.